This is a messenger RNA of Anopheles funestus (African malaria mosquito), 4716 nucleotides long. RefSeq lists its product as uncharacterized. The record is from RefSeq and is a predicted model, not a curated record. The transcript has 2 exons. NCBI's taxonomy places the organism in Eukaryota, Metazoa, Arthropoda, Insecta, Diptera, Culicidae. Bases 1639 to 2418 code for a protein of 259 amino acids.
UAUAUAAUCAUUGGUUGGAUUGUGGAGUAGCUAUUACCGAGUGUCGCAUCCUUCACGAGCGGAUCGUUUAACCAUUGCAAAACACACCAUGAACUUCAAGCUGAUCUUUCUCGUCGCGCUGGUGCUGAUGGCUGUCUGCCUGGGCCAGAGUGAGGGACGCCGUUUCAAGAAGUUCCUGAAGAAGGUGCAAGGUGCCGGUCGGCGUGUUGCCAACGCAGCACAGAAGGGUCUACCGUUGGCGGCGGGCGUAAAGGGUAUUCUUGGGUAAGGCGGGGGGCCUGCAAACUGCCGGACAUUGCAACAGCUCGACAGAUGAUCACGAACGCAAACAGUCUGGACACACGUCAACGAACUGGGGUGUAGUGCGUACACUACACCACAAUCACAGCAACCCGCGGCAACCCGAAAUGGUUUCAAUAAAAUCCCAGUCUCGGGCCACUUCCUUAAUCCGUAAGUGAGCAGAACAAAACCGGUGGGUUAACAGUCUUUGCUUGCCUUUGUUAGCUAUCGAGACAAUCAAUUUGAUUGACUCUGAUGGUGUGGUCCUAUUUGGAGGCUGAUAGUGACCCAAGAUGAACCUUCCGGAGCGUGUUUGCUGCUGCAGCGAAAGUGUUGAUUUCGCAAUUUUUCACACUUUUCCUCUCAAUCACUUUCAUAUUCAGUAGCAAACAACAACAAACUGGAAUUUGGGGAAGAUUUGUCCAAACAAACAAACAAGAUGGCGUCCUCUAUCAUGAUCCGUUCUAUGGUAUAACAAAGAAUUUUGGAACCGCACUUAGCGGUUCUGAGAUGCAGAAAUGAGAUUAAAAAUGUUCUUCCCAUCAGGAAACCGGUUUCAUUCGUUUUUGCGUACCGUUACACUUCGCGCAAUUUCGCAAAGCCGCGAGCUCCGCGUUCACCUCCAAGCAAAACCUGUCUUGCCAGAAAUUCGUUCUCCUCUUCCUCUUCCGCGAUGUCCGGUCGCGCGAAAUCUUCCGGUUUAGAGAGGGAAAAAACAGCAUUCGUGUGAUCGCUACACAAGACGCUUCCCAUCAAUAAUCUUGCCGUUUGAGAUCAGACGUCAAACAAUGGGCAUGGAACCCCGCCGAACCCCAACACCUCCUCCGAUAGACUGCCGGGACAGCAAAACGGGUUCCGCGCCUGUGUGUGAUUUGCAUCACUGCAGGUGUGGAUUACUCACGAUAUUCACAGAUGUAGCUGUUUGUGUGAGUGUGUGUGUCGAUCAUCACCUACGCAACGAAUGAUGGCGACGGGGGCGGGCGGGCGGUAGCGACGACGAGCUGUAACUCUCGACGUCCGCAAGGUAAUGAGGCCUGUCCAGUUCCAGGCUGUACUUCCAGCCAUCUUCAUCAUUUCGGCCUUUGGGAUACCGUUCGUCGCGUCGUGGAAGUCAUUCGUGUUCCGGUGCUUCGAGAAGGUGGUUGUGCUGUGUCUUUCCUGUUUGUUGUUUUGUUGUGUUUAUAAAACCCGGAUUAGAAAGUUAAUUUGGUUGCGAGCGAGCUACACGAUAGUUUAAGUUUCUCGCCUAGUGUACGCUGUGAAUAUUCACGCUCCAAUAAAAACAAAACGUGAAGGACAACUUCAAGACUUUCAGUAUAACCUGCGCAGUGCAUUAGAACUGAGUCGAUUUUUGACGGAAUGGCUUCACAACUGGUGUGGUUAUGUGUCGGGGCUCUACUGUGCUGUUUAGCGAACGUUGCCCACACAACACCGAUCGAGACGGUGACGGUACACAACUCCCUUCCGGUACCGUUGGCGACGGACGCUCCGUCCACGCUGGACGCAAUCCUUCCGACCAAGGGUACCGAGGUGACGAGCUCUACCGAAACGAGCAAGAUGUCCCGGUUUCUGGAUGAUUUCACGUCCGCCUUCAAGCAGGGUACGGCCAAGAUGAAGGAGAGCUUAGAAAAUGCGGCCAGCUCGGUAAAGGACGGAGUCCUGCAGGGGUACGACUACGUACGUAGCAAGCUGACCGGUACCGGUACGGAGCUAACCACCCCCGGUACGCCCUCGGUCGACGACGAGACGCACCCAAACAACGGCGGUGCUACAUCGACGGCGGCAGCACUCACCUCGGUCACACCAUCAACCGAACGUCCUGCAAUCAGUGCCGCAACAAGCGGCUUGUCCCUCGCCGACACCAACGAUGGCCUAACCGUGCACGGUGGCGUGGUCGGUGUGUCUAACGAACCGGCGCGCAUCGUACCGAACGACGACGAUGACGACGAGCGGAUCUUCUUCAACGAUAAGGACUACACCGCGGUGAAACCGCUCGACGGCAGUGAGGACGAACGGGACGUGACGGAGUCACCGGUCACGACGACGGUCGCGGUGGACAACCGAUUCAUCAUCGCCGGUCCGCUAGCGUGCAAAAGCGGCCAGGAGGUGGUAAACGGGAAGUGUCGAAAUGUGUUCUGAGCAUCUCGCCCAUCACGUCCAUCUAUCCAUAAAACCCCCUUUCCAACCCACGCGCCCUUCCCACGUUCCCAAAAUCACGAAGUUGGACGAAAGGCGAUCACACCGUUCUGCUCGGUGUGGUUUUCCGGCCACCAUAUACUUGCCCCCCUCCCCCUCACCCCCACGGAGCGCCAUUUCGUUAGGAAGUGUGAUUUUUUAAUUUAAUUCUAUUACCGUUAAUACCGGUCGCCCGCAUUUUUGCCACACGACAACUCGCACCGUAUGAGCGGUGUAUGAGCUCAUGCCCUCACCAACACUCACACACAUACAUAGACAUAUACACAGAUAUCAAAACUAGCAGAAACUUAUGAUGAAUCUCGGUACGCAAAAGGCGCGAAGUAGAUUGGUAAGGGCGUGUUACAAUCCAGGCAAAAAACGUACCGGGAGCGCGCGAGUUUGUGAGUCAGAAGAAGCGAGAAGAAACGAAAAUAAAUUUGAUUUGAUUAGCAAAACGGAACAAUUGGUGUGGAUAAAUGGUGCUGGUCAGUUGAUACGUCAGAUGGUCUGACAGAAGCGAGAACGAGAAUAGGUGGGGGAGAACGAGAUGGAGUGAGAGAGAGAGAGAGAGAGAGAGAGAAAGAUCAAAAGCAAAUGAAGCUUGUCGGGGGGUAAGCAUGUGCGAAUUAUUUGCGAGCUCAGCUAGAAGUCACUAAAGUAACUCAUUUCCGGAUGCUUCGACGACAGCUGACAUUGUGAAGGAGGGCGUAUACUAAUGGAGCUGUUAAAUGCGACAUUUAUCAUAUCGUCCAGUCGUGUUCAGUCUCAGGUCGAUAGAUGAUCGUGCCUUUCGCACUGAUUAAAAGCUAUUGAAUGUCACGUUUUCUAUUGAAACCCCAACAAAAAACUGGAAGCUGCAAUUGCAACGUGUGCGGGGAUAAUAGUGCUUGUCGAAGUCACAUAAAACGAGUUCCCUGCUUGUUACCUCUGCUAGCCGAUUAUCGCUUUCUCGGUGUACCUGCAGUCUCCGGGAUCUCCGGGUUAAUUAGGCGACUUUUAAUACAAUUUUAACGAUUCGAACGUCCCAUUUCCAGCUGGUUCGGUAUCUGUCGCCCGAUAGUAAUGAGUCCGGGUAGUUUGAUGGUCACCAUUGGUUGCUUGGUAAUGACCCUGGUCGGCUCAACAGCGAACAAAUGCAUUCGAUUUGUUGUGUCGCAGUAACGCGCGGUGGGUAGCCAAACCGUACGUCAUACGCCAUAGCGUAUGCGAACGUAUAAGAAUGCUCAUAGGCAUGGAUGAUCCGCCACCGUGCCGCCUAUUACGGCGUCCACUAGCAAAACAGCAUCCUUCGCCGCUGUCAUUCAUCCAAUCAAUGUUGAUUUAAUAAAUAAAACCUACGCCCGCCCGCCGCACUGUUUUGCUGGUAGCGACGCAGUUUAAGACGUUCGGUCCCCCACCCCGCCCGAUUAUAUGAAUUCGAACGGUGGUCUACCCGAGGCACAGUGUGCCACACGGCCGCAACAGUAUUCAUCGUGGGUUCGACGCCACAGCUAGCUAGGUUUUGUUCUGCGUGCGAGGUAAUUAGCGCGUCUCGAGCUCCCGGCCUCGAAAGCAAAGGUCUUGCCAAACCGAGCGUUACACCGUGUUUCCGUUUUGUUUUUAGGGGGUUCUGUAUUUUUUUUUUCGUGUGUCUUAUUGUUUUGUUUUGUCGUAUUGGAAGAAACCGUCGUCUUGCCAAGGUCCUUAAGUUCUGAACGUUUUUCUGAAGACGCUAGCCUGAAGAUCGUUUGUGGUUGGUGAAGAUUGCAGUCUUGUUACUUCCUAUCAUAUCUCUACCGGUGAAUAUGGGCUCCAAGUUGAUCCAGGCUGUUGGUGUGUUGCUGGUUAUUGCUGCGCUGGUAACGGCCAAAUCUGUUCCGGAGCAACGUUCCCAUCUCGAUCUGGCCGAGGUGGACUCCAGCGAGGAGCAACCGUGUACGAUCGAUCGCGUAAAGGGGUUUUUCGGUGAUCUAUCGACGAAGGUCAAGGAAGGUGUACAGGAAGGUGUGGUGAAGGUGAAGGAUGGCGUCAAGAAGGGCACAACCAAGGCGAAGGAGUAUGCUACGAAUGUGCGCGACUAUUUGCGCGAUAAGUUUAGCAGCGAGUCGAAGGAGGUGCAAGUAACGACCACCACCACCACCGCGAAAGCAAUUGCUGGAUUCUGAUGAUUUUUUGGAUAAUACGUUCCGCGCACGCACAAAUCGGGUGCACUGAGUGCACGAGGACUCUCACCCAAUGUUUUUGGUCAAUGAAUAAAGGCAAUGUUACAUCGUAAAAACUAAA